Molecule: messenger RNA, 1813 nt
Organism: Brassica napus (rape)
Lineage: Eukaryota; Viridiplantae; Streptophyta; Magnoliopsida; Brassicales; Brassicaceae
Product: lipoyl synthase, chloroplastic
Exons: 7
Coding region: 75-1691 (538 amino acids)
Biological process (GO): lipoate biosynthetic process; photosynthesis
Cellular component (GO): mitochondrion; chloroplast
Molecular function (GO): lipoate synthase activity; 4 iron, 4 sulfur cluster binding
Source: RefSeq, a predicted model, not a curated record
GAGUCUCUUCUGUACACACUGUUCAAAUCUUCACCAUUUUUGCCCACACAACCAAAAAAAUCUCUCAAGACAAAAUGAUUCAUCAUUGCUCCAUCACGAAACCCACUUUCUCAGUUUCGAUCUCUACCAACAAGCAUCGUCGUUCCACUAUCAACUUAGGUUUCAGAAUCCGAUGCGAAUCCGGGGAUGUCUCGUCCUCGUCCUCGAUGCGGACCAAUGCGUUGUCCUUGUCGUCGGAGAUGGAAGGUUCCUCCCUGAAGAAGAAUCUGAUGGAGUCUGAAGUGAAAAAGAGCGAGCUUUACCCAGGAGGAGUGCCAAAGAUGGGUCCUUUCACAGGGAGAGAUCCGAAUGUGAAGAAGCCUGCUUGGCUGAGGCAAAAGGCACCGCAGGGAGAGAGGUUUCAGGAGGUGAAGGAGUCGUUGACUCGUCUUAAGCUCAACACUGUUUGUGAGGAAGCUCAGUGUCCUAAUAUAGGCGAGUGUUGGAAUGGAGGUGGUGAUGGUAUAGCAACUGCAACCAUCAUGGUUCUUGGUGAUACUUGUACCCGUGGGUGUAGGUUUUGUGCAGUUAAAACCAGUAGAAAUCCUCCUCCUCCUGAUCCAUUGGAACCAGAGAACACUGCCAAGGCUAUAACCAGUUGGGGUGUAGACUACAUAGUCAUUACCAGCGUAGACCGUGACGAUCUACCUGAUGGUGGAAGUGGACAUUUUGCACAGACUGUUCAAGCCAUGAAGAGACUUAAGCCGGAUAUAAUGAUAGAGUGCUUAACAUCUGAUUUCCGUGGAGACUUGGAGGCUGUGGACUCUCUUGUACACUCAGGAUUAGAUGUUUUUGCUCACAACGUCGAGACUGUGAAGAGGCUCCAGCGACUUGUGAGGGAUCCUAGGGCUGGAUAUGAGCAGAGCAUGUCGGUGUUGAAACACGCAAAGAUCAGCAAACCUGGAAUGAUCACAAAGACCUCCAUAAUGCUUGGUCUUGGAGAAACAGACGAAGAGAUAAAGCAAACAAUGGCUGAUUUGAGAGCUAUAGAUGUUGACAUUCUAACACUUGGUCAGUAUCUACAGCCAACUCCAUUGCAUCUGACUGUGAAAGAGUAUGUGACACCUGAGAAGUUUGAUUUCUGGAAAACAUACGGAGAAUCAAUUGGAUUUCGCUAUGUUGCAAGUGGUCCACUGAUGACUAGCGGUUUCGCGCUGUCGCCGGCGAUUAUCGCCGCCGUUCGUUCUCCGGCAUCGCAAGACUGUCUCUUUUCUGCUUCUGUUAAUGGACGCAAAGCUUCUUCUUCUUCUUCUUCAUUAUCUUCUUCUUACGGUCGAAGCAAAUGCGCCUUCUCAAUCUCGCGGAAGAAUCCAAGAUCGAAGAAGAUUCGCUGCGAUGUUUCCGUGAAAUCGGACGCUGAUCUCACGUCGUUGGAGACGGAGGAAGACGAGAAGGCGAAGGAGAAGAUCGGGGCUAGAAUUAGGGUUACGGCGCCGUUGAAGGUGUACCACGUGGUUCGAGUUCCGGAGGUGGAGCUGAUGGGAAUGGAAGGUUCGAUCAAAGACUACGUCGUUUUGUGGAAAGGGAAGAGGAUCUCGGCUAACCUGCCGUUUAAGGUGCAGUUCGUGAAAGAGAUCGAAGGUCGUGGUCCUGUUAAGUUCUUCGCGCAUCUCAAGGAGGACGAGUUCGAGUUGAUUGAUGAUGGGCCGUGAUUGUAUCGGAAAAGGGGAAAGCUUUCAUCUUGAUGCUAAAAGAGAACAAACUUUGUUGUGAAUGGGGUUUGUAUGUACUUUUGUGUAUACAUUUAGCAUAUUAUAUACAUAACAUUUCACCA